Rhagoletis zephyria (snowberry fruit fly) is the source of this 585-nucleotide messenger RNA. RefSeq names its product homeobox protein Hox-B7-B-like. The record is from RefSeq and is a predicted model, not a curated record. NCBI's taxonomy places the organism in Eukaryota, Metazoa, Arthropoda, Insecta, Diptera, Tephritidae. Gene Ontology annotation, molecular function: DNA binding.
AUGUCCAACCUAAUCACUAAUAUCGAAGUGAAAAAAUGUGAAGGAGCACCACAAGGCGUUGAAUUUAUAUAUCACUACAACAAUGGGAAAAUUUUAUCUUCAAUUUCAUCGUCAACAACGUCCACCAAAGCGACAAUAUUCCGAUCACGAGCCUCGUAUACUCAUCAACAAACAAUGAUAUUGGAACGUGAAUAUCGAAAAGGAAAAUAUUUGACGGCGGAACGACGAGCCAAAAUCGCUAGAAGCAUCGGUGUGCGAGAAAACCAGGUGAAGUAUUGGUUCCAGAAUCGUAGGAGUAAAGGCAGAAAAAGCGGUGAGCUCUUCAGCUAUGAGAAGGAAAAUAUGAACAAUACACCAAACAGUGCCGAGAAAGAAGGCACAAUACAAAGAAUAGUGCAGUUUUUGAAGAGCAACGGUGAGGAACAAGUCGCGGCGCAAACUAAUAUUUGUGACAUCAAGCUGAGUCCAUUAACGCAGCCGAUUAUUGGAUUUCCAUUGUUGCAGUGGCCCGAACAAAGUUCAAGCAGCGAGGAGUUAGAUGAUAUCUUUGAAGUUAUGCAGGAACAUUUUGGGCCUAUUUGCUGA